Molecule: messenger RNA, 2261 nt
Organism: Megalobrama amblycephala (Wuchang bream)
Lineage: Eukaryota; Metazoa; Chordata; Actinopteri; Cypriniformes; Xenocyprididae
Exons: 13
Coding region: 124-2160 (678 amino acids)
Source: RefSeq, a predicted model, not a curated record
AUUUUGGUCUCCCGGUGUGACGUCAUAAGCCUGCGUCGCGCUCCUGCAUCUGUUGUGAUUCUGCUUAAGGAAGAAAAACACCUGGUGAAGCGACUGAGAUCCACGUGACACACAAUUAUAAAGAUGGCGUUUAUUAAAGUGGAGAGUGAAGAUAUGAAGAUUGAAGAAACCUUCAGAGUGAAACAAGAUACUGAGGAACAAACAAAGAUGGUGUUUAUUAAAGAGGAGAGUGAAAACAUAAGGAUUGAAGAAACUGAGGAACAAACAGGUGCAAAGACAGGAAAGAAAAAGACAUACAAGGGUAGACGACAGACAACAAAGUUGCCGAUUAAAAAGGAUUGCCAUACAUGCAAGGAAAAAAUUGGGGUAGCAAGCAAGACGUGUCCACACUGCGGUGCCAAGCAGCCUUAUAAGCAGAAGCUUGAGGAAAGAAAGAAAAAUCUUGCCCAAGAGUGGAUAGACCGCCAGAAAAAAAACAGCAGUGUGAACAAGGUGUAUGAUGCAACAGAAUUACUGCUCCACAAGUGGGACCUUUUGGAAAGGUACCCAGUCCUCCUCCUUGCCAGGAAAACCAAUAAAGGUUUUUCAGCUGAGUGCUUCUGUCCAUGGCAAAUGAACUCAGAGGAGACUCAGGAUGCAUGUGUCACCAUAAAGAAGCAGUAUGAAAGUCUUCUUAAUGUGGUGAUCGCCGAUAAACUAGCAAGCAGCAAUGGCAAGACUCCAGCAACAAAUAUCACAAAGACAAAGAUUACACCAUUAGCAAAUGUCUGCCCUUCAGAACCAGCAUCAGAGUCUAAACCUCCGCUCACCCCUGAGUCUGAGCCUCUUACUCCUGUGUCUUCCUCCUCGGCUUCUCCUUUGCCCUCUUCUUUCCAUUCCACCCAGACAUCUGUUGUUUCCUGCACCACCUCCUUCACCCCUCCUGUGUCUUUAUCUGUUGCUCCUCUGUCCCCCCUGACUCAUCCUGAUUUCAUCUCCUCUCAAUCCAGUCCUGUGUCUUCCUCCCUAAGUUCUGCCCUGCCUUUAGCUCCUACCCUUUCUACCUGUUCAAAACUCACUCCUGUGUCCACUGAGCAAGGCACUCCAGACUCAGAAUCUUCCUUACGAAGAAAAAAACCAACAAGGCGGAAAGAAGGCACUAGUGGUGCAAAACCAGGAAUGGAACAGACAUACAAGGCAAGACAACAGACAACAAAGUUGCAUAUUCAAAAGGAUUGCAAUACAUGCAAGGAAAGAAUUGGGGUAGCAAGUAAGACGUGUCCACACUGCGGUGCCAAGCAGCCUUAUAAGCAGAAGCUUGAGGAAAGAAAGAAAUAUCUUGCCCAAGGAUGGAAAGACCGCCAGAAAAAAAACAGCAGUGUGAACAAGGUGUAUGAUGCAACAGAACUACUGCUCCACAAGUGGAACCUUUUGGAAAGGUACCCAGUCCUCCUCCUUGCCAGGAGGUCCAUUAAAGGUUUUUCUACUGAGUGCUUCUGUCCAUGGCAGAUGAACUCGGUGAAGACUCAGGAUGCAUUUGUCACCAUAAAGAGGCUGUAUGAACGUCUUCUUAAUGUGGUGAUCGCAGAUGAACUAUCAAGCAGCAUUGGCAAGACUCCAGCAAAAAACAUCACACAGACAGAGAUUGCACCAUUAAAAAAUGUCUGCCCUUUAGACCCAGAGACUGAGUCUGAUACUCUUACUCCUGUGUCUUCCUCCUCGGCUUCUCCUUUGCCCUCUUCUUUCCAUUCCACCCAGACACCUGUUGUUUCCUGCACCACCUCCUUGACCCCUCAUGUGUCUUUAUCCAUUGCUCCUCUGUCCUCCCUGACUCAUCCUGAUGUCAUCUCCUCUCAGUCCAGUCCUGUGUCUUCUUCCCUAAGUUCUGCCCUGCCUUCAGCUCCUACCCUUUCUACCUUUUCAAAACUCACUCCUGUGUCCAUUGAGCAAGCCACUCCAGACUCAGAAUCUUCCUCACGAAGAAAAAAAACAACAAAGAGGAAAGAAAACACUUGUGAAUGCCCAGUGCAUGAAGACUCAACCAGUUUCCCCUACAAAAAAAUCCUGAGGAAAAGAAUCAGGGAGGGCCAUGCAGAGGUGUUGGUGCAGUGGUAUCCUUGCUCUGGAUGUGGGGCAGAGUGGGAAAACUCCUGGGAACCAAAAGAAAACAUUGAAGAUUAAUACCAUACCGAAGAUCUGUUCCAAUGUUUUGUUUGUUGCUGUUGUUUUUCUAAAUUUUGGAGACUGAUAAAGUAGAUAAAUGUUUUGAAAGAAAUAUCUUA